Drosophila willistoni is the source of this 4262-nucleotide messenger RNA. It is a transcript of the gene dlt, whose product is annotated as protein disks lost. Lineage: Eukaryota; Metazoa; Arthropoda; Insecta; Diptera; Drosophilidae. Gene Ontology annotation, cellular component: nucleus. Gene Ontology annotation, biological process: chromatin organization. The coding region runs from base 324 to 4169 and encodes 1281 amino acids. The transcript has 2 exons. The record is from RefSeq and is a predicted model, not a curated record.
UCUCCAACUCUCAUCUCCAAUGUGAGUUUUUCAUCCGUGCGAGUUCGUUAAUAGCAACUGUAGCUCUCGUUAAAAUCGAAAUAAAUUACCAGUAGUUUUAAAUUAAUUGACAAAUUUGGUUGCGCAGCGUUUGAAUAAUAACUAAAUUGAAAGCAGAGCUAAAGAGAGAGUAUUAAUUGCUAAGGCUAAAAGAGUCGAGUCAAGAGAUUGUGUGAGAGAUAGAGAAAGAAAGAGAUAAAGAGAGUGGAGUGUGGAGGAGGUCAGGAAAUGGAAGAUUCUAAAAAUAAGAAAAAACUAACAUAAACUCUAUUAUUGACGGAAAGAUGCACAAAAUGGAAGCACAAGUACUGGUACAGCUGCUGGAGCACCUAAAGAAAACUCCACGGUCCCAAUUGCCAUCGAAAUUCAUUAAUUUCUUUAAUAUUCCACAUAAGGGCCAGAGUCAGAACCAUAGAUGUAGCUUGGAGGACUUUGCUAUUUACUAUUUGGCUGCACUGCGUCAGCAUACGGAGCUUUAUUUUCGCAUCAAUGAGACGGAAACACCAAAAGCUUUGACCCCAAUAAAACAACCACAAUCGAGAAAUGCAACUACAACAACAACGCCAGCAGCACCAACAAAUGAUCCAAAUGAAUCUCUUGGCCAUCAUAGUAUCAAUAGCAGCUCAUCGUCAUCCAUAUGCACUCCAGGACGGAAUCAACAGCAUCCGAGACGAUCAACUUUUUCAAGUACACCGCAUAGUAAUAACCGCAGUGGCGGCGGAGGAGGAGGCAAUAAUAGCUUGUGCUUGGGUGAUUUUCUGGUCAAUACACCAAAUCAAAGUCAGCAGCAGCGUUCGAAAAAGAAAACCACGCCACAACAACAGCAAGGAACGCCAUCAUCAUCCUCUUCAUCCCAGGCACAGCAGCAGCAAACAAAGCCACGACGUCGUGUCUUACCCAUGACCAUCAGCAAGAAUGUUUCGGCAAAUUCAUCAUUUGGCGACACCAGCUCCUUUAGCAAUGACAACAAUCUGUGGCGACUCUCGCACAAUAGUGAACUCUUGGAUCGCAGUCAGGGCGCAGCUCUAGAACUAGAGACACGUCAAACCUUGAUCCUGAAAAAGCAUGAAAUCAGGAAUGAGGCACCUGUUAGUGGCGGUCCACUUGACAGACCUAUUCAAGAGAUUGGUAAUGCAUCGUCAGACGGCGGCGGCAAGCAAAUGACAAAGGAAUUUGAUUUAAAUGGUCUUCAUAAUCAAAAGCAAUUGGAAUUAUUGGCCACAAUUUAUGAGCAAUUAAUAAAUUUGAAUUUGGUUCCCAAUGUUUUGGGGGAACUGGGAUACCAAUUGCAAUUACUAAACAACAUACACGAUGUGAGCAAUGAGGGUAUAUGUCAAAACGAUUUGGACUCUAGCUCCUCCUCACCCAUGGGCAGAUUGACCUUACACAAGGAUUGCAUUUACUUUGUUCUACGUUUGCUUGAGUAUCAAAUAAAAUUGCUAAUGCAAUUGGAUAGAAAAUCUCUCAGUGUUUUGCUGCAGCAAGAACGUUUGAGCCUUUUACCCAAAGAUUUGCUGAUGAAACUCGAAUUAAAAUGCCAACAGAAACAGGAAAAUUUCAAAAACAGUACCGAAUCAAAUGCAAGAAUAACAAAUCAACAGCAAAAUGUGUACUAUCAUCAGGAAAAGGAUUCGCGUGAUAAUUUUCCCACACAAAAUGAAUUUGUUGCCUUCAAGGCACAACGUGAUCAUUUUUAUAAAUGCCUAAAAUAUUGGGAACUAAGUCAUCUAAAUAGAAUAUUCAAUUUCAAAAGUGAAAUGACUCAUAAAAUACGAGAGAUUUUCGUUGCAUCGGAACAUGCAGUUAAUAUGGCUCAUUUCGCCAAGUUAUUUGUUAGCCAAUUAAUUAUUUCGGCUAGCGAGACGACUGAAUCUCCCGAAGAGCUGGGCUUAAAACUCGAUCAAUUGAGACUUAAUCGUCUGGCCCAGAGAUUGGUCACAUCGAAUUCCAGCGUAGAGGAUCAAUUCCCACGAUCGCAGAGUUUCUUUCGUGAUUUCAUCAAUGAAUGUGGAUCUCUGGCGUUUAUGGAGCAGCUUAAGUUGGCCCUCUAUGCACAAUUGUUGCGUUACAAUGACUCCACCUUUGAGAUGGUUCAGAUGCAACAGAAUCAAGAUGAAGACCAGCCGCCCUCCGCCCAACAAGGUCCAUUUAUAGUGCGGCCACAAAUUCUAGCCAAUAUGCUGAUUUUGGCCAAAUUCUUGGGCUAUAUAAUGGCAUUGCCAUUUAAUCAGGGCAACAGCAGCAGCAGUCACAGUGCUCAAUCGACAUUUGUUUGCCCUCAGCAAUUGCAAUUGCGGUCUCAUUUUCAACCAAAUUUCAAUUUACUUCAGAUUCUAGAGCACUCAAUGGGUCAGGGUAAAUUAUUAAUUACAUUACCCUGGCUAGUACAGUAUUUGGUCAUGCUGGAUAUUGUCACUUUACAACUGCCCGAUAUUUUGGCCACUCUUGAUCUUUUAUAUGCUCUCUAUGCCAAAGCUACGCCCAUGGAUAAUAUUCAAUCGGAAGCCGUCUUCAUAAUACGCAGCUCGAUCGGUUGGCUAAUGGAGGCUCAACCGCAAUUGGUUAACUCUUACUAUACAUAUCGAUCGAGUGGUUCAUGUGUGGGGGUGAGCCUUGUCGAUAAUUGUAUCCAUGGACUGUUGCAAACUGUGAAUAAAACCGAUAGCCAAAGACUACCGAUGAUGGAAGAACUGCUGACUGUGGCCUGUCCGUCUCUCAAUGAAUUCAGAGUAACCAUUAUGACAUGUAGGCCGACGCAGAGUACUUCCCGAAGUGGACGUUAUCGUUAUAUAACCACACGCCUCGAGCAGCUCAAUCAGAGCAAUAGCGGUAGUCCCUCCUCCUCAUCCUCAACUUCGCUCCUCACUGGCCACGGCCAAAGGGUUGUUCUCAAUGCUGGCGAGUUGCAACAGCGGCAAUUGCAAGAGGCUUUUCUACAUUCCCAAAAUGCCUCCAUGCGGCGUCUUAUCGAAUUCGUAACCGAACGGAGUUUCAAGUGUGUAGUUAAGGAUGCCCAAAUCAAUAUAUUGCUGCCAUCUAAGGCCUCUGCCGAUGCCCAGGUUAAUGAGAUUACGUCCACGCACACACAAGAGGUUCUUAAGAAUCUUCAAGAGAUCUAUCAAACUACUAGAUUGCAAGCAUGCCAACGUUGGACAGAGGAAGUUCCACACAUGUUGGAUCAACGGAUAGAACAGUCAUUGCAGGCCCUUCUACCAGCCAAUACCAAUGCCAUAGUCCAGCUCUCCUACUCUCACAUAAUACGCACCACAGCUCAACCUCAGCUUCAACAAUGGUUACAAUCAAGCGUCAUGCAAUCGAAUUUCUAUCAUGGUGAUCUCCAUGAACUUGCUGGCAAAAUAUGUCGCUCCAAUAAGAAUAAAUUACACACUGGCGAAACUGGUAGCGUCACUGGUAGCGUCACUGGCAGCGUCACUGGCACCGGCACCAACAGCGGCUCAUCCAGUGAGAUGUGUCUGAGUCCAGAUCCCAGUUUGAGUCUCUCUGAGUUGUUGUAUGAUCUGCAGCAGUGGUUACAUUGCCUCAGUUUGAAACCAAGAAAUAAUUUGUUUUAUUGUCCGAAUUUACUUGUGCUCAUUCAACGAGCACGUCAAGGCUGCCGUUUGUCACAAUUGCCUACCGUUUUUUAUCAGCUAAUUGGCUCAGGAAUGGUGCGUCUAAAUCAGCUAUUGAUUUGUAAGCAGCCGCAACUAUUAAGCCAAGAGAUUUUAUCCAACACCUGCGACAUUUGGCAAGCACCACAAAUGGCCGAAUGUUGUAAAUCUCCUGGCAUUUUUGAUGAUCUACUUAGUGUGACAUUCAUACAAGAAUUGGAUGCUACUCCAGGACGUUAUCAAUUGCUUGAAAAGCUUCUUCUGACCAUGCUGGAUAGGGGCAUUGUGAAUGCCAAUGAGCUCAAUGAAAUGAUUAUGCCACUUUUCAAGCAAGAUUGGCCGACUGCUACUUGGACAGAACUCUCUCGAUUGCUGCAACAGCUCUCGCUUAGUUCCAAGAAUGCUUCAAUGACAACAGCUAAAGACGAUGAUCGUUCCACAAGUCCCGAAGAUGAUGCCAAAUCGCAUCUUUUUAUGGAAAUGCUGGCCGAUCUGUCGCGUGAUUUGGAUAGUUUUUAAACCCCCCUUCUCAUUGACGAAAUGCCUGUCGAUUAUGUCAUUUUUUGUUUUUUGUAUUAUUUGUGAGAAUAAAAUGCUACAACAACUGGAAAA